Molecule: messenger RNA, 1719 nt
Organism: Cryptococcus deneoformans JEC21
Lineage: Eukaryota; Fungi; Basidiomycota; Tremellomycetes; Tremellales; Cryptococcaceae
Exons: 8
Coding region: 139-1455 (438 amino acids)
Source: RefSeq, a predicted model, not a curated record
UCUAUUUCUUCAUAACGCACCAGGUCCAUUCUCUGCCGUCACCCUCCCUCAACCAUCCUUCUAACCCUAUCGCCUCAAUACUCCUGCUUCACUGGCCUCUCCGAAAUUGCCAUAGCACCUAUCGCGUCCUCCUCAACCAUGUCCUCCACAUCUCCUACAGCAUCCUUCCGCCCUAAUCAAAGGUCAUCUCAGUCCUAUCAUCCCCAAAUUUCGACUUCCACAGCGUCAUCUACAGCUUCUCAAGCGUUCUCCGACCGUGCUCCCGUUUCUAUUGCCCGUCGCCCAUCACGCGCGACACAUCCGCCAAUGGCUCCUCCAAGGCCGCUGACUCAUGACGAAGCUCUCGAAGCACUCCGAGCUUUUCUGAAAGAACGCUCUAGCUAUGAUGUCUUCCCAGUCAGCUUCAGGCUGAUAGUUCUUGACACGCAACUAAAGGUGAAGAAGGCACUGGAUGUGAUGCUAUUGUACGGGGUAGUCUCUGCACCUUUAUGGAACACAUCGUCAGCUCAGUUUGCUGGGAUGUUUACGGUUCAAGAUGUCAUCCAUCUGAUCCAAUAUUAUUACCAUACUUCAAGUUGGGAAGGUGCCACAGCAGAUGUAGAGCAGUUCAGAUUGCAGAGUAUCAGAGACAUUGAGAAGGUCCUUCACGUUCCGCCGCCACCACUCCUCUAUGUACAUCCUCUACGCCCAUUAUAUGACGCCUGUCGGUAUCUUAUUCGCACGCAUGCUCGGCGUCUUCCGCUCAUUGACAAGGAUCCACAAACCAACGGGGAGGUUGUGAUCAGUGUCUUAACCCAGUACAGAGUACUGAAAUUCAUUGCCAUGAAUUGCCGAGAUAUUACACAAUACCUUACGGCUUCUGUCCAAGAACUCGGCAUCGGAACUUAUGUGUCGCCUAAUCCUGAUCCUUCAAACACCAAUAAGUUUUGGCCGAUAGCUGCGGCCACAAUGAAAACGACAGUGUUUGAUGUGGUGCAUAUGUUCUCGGAGCAGGGAAUCAGUGCUGUGCCAAUUGUCGAUGACCAGGGCAAAGUACUCAAUCUGUAUGAAACUGUAGAUGUGAUUACGCUGGUGCGGAAUGGCGCAUAUACUUCGCUUGAUUUGACCAUCGCACAAGCUCUGAAACAACGGGCUGUUGACUUUGCUGGUGUGGUCACUUGUUCGCCAAAAGAUUCCCUUAGCGCGAUAUUUAGUUUGAUCAAGAUUAGGCGAGUGCAUAGGUUGGUAGUCGUUGCAGGACAGGAUGACGAACAACCAGGAAGGCUGGUGGGUGUGAUCAGCUUGAGUGAUAUAAUGCGCGCAUUAAUCGGAAACGAUAUUCCUCUCGGAGGCGCUGGUGUGGGGGCCAUGGGUGUGGAUCGGGCGUUAAGAGAAGAAGGAGAAGAGGGCGUUUUUGCCAGGUCUGAAGGGAGCAAAAGUGCGGGCACGAGCACGGAGGGACAAAGUACAGAGUAGCAAUCCAAAUGACAAUGUGGGGUUACUUGUAGCAGUGUGUAGUAUAUGAUUUUAUCAUACUCCAAGUUUCGCUUUUUGCUACCGAGAUAAAGGUCGGUGCCGUAUACUACAUAGGCACUGGAACGCCUACUCAACUGCGGCAUACAUAAUGUGAUGGCCAACUAAUGUGGUAAUGUGGGUAGGACGAAGUGAUAAGAGCAUUCUGCUCGUAGCUGGCUCAUACAUAUGUCCAUGGACACUCUCAACUGCAUGACGCUUGUUGCC